Messenger RNA from Cornus florida, 1345 nucleotides. RefSeq lists its product as uncharacterized. NCBI's taxonomy places the organism in Eukaryota, Viridiplantae, Streptophyta, Magnoliopsida, Cornales, Cornaceae. The record is from RefSeq and is a predicted model, not a curated record. The transcript has 2 exons. Bases 32 to 1345 code for a protein of 437 amino acids.
AACAAUAAUAGUGAGAGAUUGAGCUAGUGAUAUGGCAGAAAUUUGCUUCACCACUAUGGUCCAACCGGCCGCAGGUCACCGUAAAUCAUCAACUGCUAGUUUACGUAUUGAGUUAACUCCAUGGGAUGUCCGGCUACUUUUACUUGGCCCCAUUCAGAAGGGACUUCUCCUCCUCAAACCAUCACCUUCACACAUUGAUCACCUCAAAACCUCCCUCUCUCGCACUCUACACUUCUUCCCUCCCCUCGCUGGCCGCCUCACCAUCAUAAAAAAUGCGGAUAACACCACCUCCUUCUUCAUAAACUGCAAUGAUGUCGGAGCACGGUUCAUUUAUGCCGUGGCUCCUAGUAUUACAGUGGCCAACAUCCUUCAGCCUGUGUACGUGCCUCGCUUUGUGCGCUCCUUUUUUCCCUUAAAUGGAGCUCAAAACCACGAAGGUGUCUCCAAGCCCAUACUUGCAGUGCAAGUGACUGAACUCGCCGAUGGAUUCUUUAUCGGUUGCACCGUCAAUCACACAGUCGCUGAUGGCUCAUCUUUUUGGCAUUUCUUCAAUUCAUGGUCGGAAAUUUCCCGUGGUUUUGACAAGAUAACGCGGCCUCCUUUUCUUGAACGUUCGUUUCCCAAUGAUAUUGAUUGUCCCAUUCGUGUUCCUUUGUUUGACAAACAACUCAAUGGGUUCUAUAGUAUUCUUCCACAACUUCAAGAAAGGGUAUUUCAUUUUACCAAAGAAAAAAUUGCAGGACUCAAAGAAAAAGCUAAUGCCGAAAUGAAGUACACAACUCAUAUCUCCUCUCUUCAGGCACUUAUGGCUCUUCUAUGGCGAUCAAUAAUACGUUGUAGAAGUACAGUUGCUCAUGCUGAUCAAGAGACAAAUUUUAGGUUGGCGAUUGGCGUUAGGCCGAGGUUGCACCCAGCACUGCCACAAGAGUAUUUUAGAAACGGGGUGUACUUUGAGACCAUGACCACCAAAGCCAGUGAGCUACUCAAGCAAGGACAAGGUUGGGCUGCUUGGCAAAUGAACAAGUUAAUUGCCUCGCAAACAGGUGAUGAAAUAAGGAAUUUCUUGAAGUGUUGGAUAAAAAACCCUAGGCUGCAGACAUGCGGUUCCGUGACAACCAACGCUUUGAUCACGAGCAGUUCCCCUCGGUUCAACGUGUACAGUAAUGACUUUGGUUGGGGAAAACCAGUGGCGGUACGAAGUGGUGAGGCUAACAAGCCUGAUGGUAAGCUAACAUUUUUUCAGGGGGCAGAAGAAGGGAGCAUUGAUGUUGAAAUUUGCUUGUUGCCCGAGACAUUGCAUACCAUGGAGGAUGAUGCAGAGCUGAUGGAGGUUGUCACCGUGUGA